Messenger RNA from Elephantulus edwardii (Cape elephant shrew), 1381 nucleotides. It is a transcript of the gene GJA8, whose product is annotated as gap junction protein, alpha 8, 50kDa. Gene Ontology annotation, cellular component: connexin complex. Gene Ontology annotation, biological process: cell communication. Bases 49 to 1380 code for a protein of 443 amino acids. The transcript has 2 exons. The record is from RefSeq and is a predicted model, not a curated record. NCBI's taxonomy places the organism in Eukaryota, Metazoa, Chordata, Mammalia, Macroscelidea, Macroscelididae.
AGAGCGCUUGCUUCUCCGGGGGACCCUACUCUUAUUGGUGGGUGAGCAAUGGGUGACUGGAGUUUCCUGGGGAACAUCUUGGAGGAGGUGAAUGAGCACUCCACCGUCAUCGGCAGAGUCUGGCUGACUGUGCUGUUCAUCUUCCGCAUCCUGAUCCUGGGCACGGCCGCCGAGUUUGUGUGGGGGGAUGAGCAGUCCGACUUCGUGUGCAACACCCAGCAGCCCGGCUGCGAGAAUGUGUGCUACGACGAGGCCUUCCCCAUCUCCCACAUCCGCCUGUGGGUGCUGCAGAUCAUCUUCGUGUCCACGCCCUCGCUGGUGUACGUGGGCCACGCCAUGCACCACGUGCGCAUGGAGGAGAAGCGCAAGGAGCGAGAGGCCGAGGAGCUCUGCCAGCAGCCGGGGGCCAACGGCGGGGAGAGGGGGGCCCUGGCCCCAGACCAGGGCAGCAUCAAGAAGAGCAGCAGCAGCAGCAGAAGCACCAAGAAGUUCCGACUGGAGGGGACCCUGCUGAGAACCUACAUCUGCCACAUCAUCUUCAAGACUCUCUUCGAGGUGGGUUUCAUCGUGGGCCACUACUUCCUAUACGGUUAUCGCAUCCUGCCCCUGUAUCGCUGCAGCCGGUGGCCCUGCCCCAAUGUAGUGGACUGCUUCGUGUCCCGGCCCACGGAGAAAACCAUCUUCAUUCUCUUCAUGUUGUCAGUGGCCUCUGUGUCCCUCUUCCUCAAUAUAAUGGAGAUAAGUCACCUGGGCCUGAAGAGGAUCCGCUCGGCCUUCACCAGGCCCGUGGAGCAGCCUUUAGGGGAGAUUCCUGAGAAAUCCCUCCACUCCAUUGCUGUUUCCUCCAUCCAGAAGGCCAAGGGCUACCAGCUCCUGGAAGAGGAGAAAAUCGUGUCCCACUAUUUCCCUUUGACUGAGGUUGGGAUGGUGGAGACCAGCCCCCUCUCUGCCAAGCCUUUCAGUCAAUUUGAGGAGAAGAUAGGUACAGGGCCCCUGGGGGACUUGUCACAGGUUUACCAAGAGACACUGCCCUCCUACGCUCAGGUGGGCGCCCAGGAAGCCGAGGGGGAGGAGCCUCCUGUAGAGGAGGGUGCAGAGCCAGAGGUGGGAGAGAAGAGGCAGGAAGCAGAGAAGGUGACCCCAGAGGGGCCGGCGGCGGCGCCGCCGGAGGCAGGACCGGAGGGAGAGAAAGUAGAGACCCCCGAGGUGGCAAAGGAGGGCGACAAGGAAGAGCUGCAGACAGAGAAGGUAUCAAAGCAAGGGCUGCCUCCUGAGAAGGCGCCUUCUCUGUGUGCCGAGCUGGCCCCAGAUGACACGAGACCCCUGAGCAGGCUGAGCAAAGCCAGCAGCCGCGCCAGGUCAGAUGAUCUAACCGUAUGAA